This is a messenger RNA of Paramecium sonneborni, 887 nucleotides long. The record is from the annotation of a GenBank genome assembly. Lineage: Eukaryota; Ciliophora; Oligohymenophorea; Peniculida; Parameciidae.
AUUUUGAAUGGCAUCCCCCAAUUAAACAUAAAAAGAUGUACAAUUAUUUAAAUUAUACAAUAGAGAUACAAAGGAGAAUAUUAAGCCCUCAAUAAAGUCAGGCAUGGAUUUGGAACAUAUAUUUAUGAAAACUCCUUUUUUACUUAUGAAGGAUAAUGGGUGAAUGGAGUUAAGGAAGGUUAAGGGAUUUUAAAAAUGAAAGAUGGCAGCUACUAUUAAGGCAAUUUUGAAUAAGGAGAAAUCUAAGGUCAUGGAGAAUUUCAUUAUGCAAAUGGAUCAAUGUAUGUAGGGGAGUUUCAUUAAGGAGAGAAAAAUGGAUAAGGUGUAUUUUCAUCACCAGCUAUGACAUAUGAAGGAUAAUGGUACUUAAACUGCAUGUAGGGAACUGGAAUCUUGUAAACACCUACAUAUAGAAUUGAAGGAACUUUUCUUUAACAUAAACCUCAUGGACAUUGCAAUUAUUAUUCAGAAGAAUAUAAUUAUAUAGGUGAAUUUGAUAAAGGUAAAAGAUCUGGAAAAGGAAAAUAUGAAAGUCAAAUUGAAGAUUAUGAAGGAGAAUUUUUAGAUGAUAAAAAACAUGGAUAAGGAAUUUUAGUCAAAAAAGGUGAAAAUCCAUAUUACUAUGCUGGAGAAUUCUUUUAAGAUAAUCCCACAUGUAUUAUAUUUAUAUAUUUUUGUGCAAACAAAUAAACUUAAUUUUAAAUUAGAUCCUCAACCAGAAGAACCUAUCGACCCAAAAGCAAAAAAAGGAGAACCAGUUAUUGAUUUGACAUAAGUUUUGGUUCAUGAAUUAAAGUCAGGAAAAACUAAUAAUUUUGAACUUUAUUUAGUUUAUUAAGGACCUGAUAUAGAAGAUCCUGUCUAACCAUCUUAAUAAGAAAUUGAUG